Messenger RNA from Sorghum bicolor (sorghum), 1759 nucleotides. RefSeq names its product putative FBD-associated F-box protein At5g56820. The transcript is spliced from 4 exons. The coding region runs from base 168 to 1571 and encodes 467 amino acids. The record is from RefSeq and is a predicted model, not a curated record. NCBI's taxonomy places the organism in Eukaryota, Viridiplantae, Streptophyta, Magnoliopsida, Poales, Poaceae. Gene Ontology annotation, molecular function: protein binding.
CCCACAACAGGACCGGCCCAGAAACGCAGCUCCUCCUCCAAUCCCUCCCCCCGCGCGCCCCUCUCGCGGCGCCGGCGCCGGCGCCGCCCCUCUCGCUGUUGCUUCUCCUCCGGCUGGAGCCGCUCCUCCCCCCACGGAAGGUUCAGGCUGCGGCGCUCGGGCACACCAUGGAGCUUGAUGAUGCCUUCAGGAAGCGGGCCUGCGUGAGUGGUGUCAUCGAAAGAUGCUUGGCUGGCGGCCCAGACCGGUUGAGCUCUCUGCCAGACAGCCUCCUUCAUAUCAUCAUGUCCUUCUUGAAAGCCCGGCAGGCGGUUCAGACAUGCCUGCUGUCCACACGGUGGAGGCACCUCUGGCGCUCGGUGCCAUGCCUUGACAUUGACUUUGAUGAGUUCAACAAGGCGUCCCCUUCUGGUGUCAAGCGCAUCUGCCUCUCCAGUAGCGAUGAAAGUUCUUGCUCCGACAUUGAUACCUCUGAUUCUGACAGUGACAGUGACAGUGACAGUGACAGAGAGCAACUGCAUCAUUUCAUCAAGUACAAGGACUGGGAGGAUUUUGAGGAUUUUGCUGUGACCCUGAUGCACCGCUGUAACAUUGCACAAUUGGAUUCAUUCCGGCUGAAUAUUGUUAGAAGCAGAGCACCGGUGUUUGGCAAUAGACUGGCAGCAGGAUGGCUCCGUCGUGCCAUGAAAUACUGCACGCCUGAUCGUGCCAGUAAGCUGGGACUGACCUCUGGUUCUUGGUGCCUCAAAAGGCUGCAUCUCUGCCAUGUACUUCUUGAUGAUCAUUUUGUGAAGCGUGUUAGUUCAGUGUGCUGCUCUUUGGAGGAAUUGGAGCUGGACGAUUGCAGUUGUCGAAUUCAGUCAAUCACCUCCAACUCGCUGAAGACCCUGGUUCUGAGAAAAUGUCGAUGCCACCGUCUUUGUGAGAUUAUAUCUCCCACACUGAAAACGUUGGUUUUUGAUGGUGGCUUAAAUACUGCUGCCUGUGCGCUUGUUAUCUUGGUCCCUGCUCUUGCAUAUCUGCAUCUGGCUGUGAAUGUUUAUAGAUUUUGUGGUGGUUUUUCAUUAAACGAAGUGCCAUCCCUUGGAAAGGCUUUUAUUCAUCUACUGGACCACAAAUAUAAUCAUGCCAGAAGUAAACUUGAUGGCGAUCAAUUCAAGCUUCUUUGUAGCAUAUCUAACUCGACAAAUUUGGAAUUAUCGGGUGUCGGGACAAGGGUGCUAGGUAAGGAACCCAGAUUCCAAGAAUUCAAGAACCUGAGGAACUUAUUGCUGGACGACUGUGAUCUCAGUGAUAACUUCAGGACAUUGGUAUUCUUUCUUCGGAGUUCUCCUAUUCUUGAGAAAAUCACUUUGCGGUGCUGCAAGUUCCCAAAAUGUCCUAAAAAGAGACAUAUGCCCAUACGCAACGAGAUCGCAUCUUCUGAGCUCCGUGGACUGGAUUUGCUGUGUGAGAACCUCAAGUUUGAAAUCAUAUAUAAUGAUGGCUAUGGACCCCACCUUAUGCGGCUUUUGCUGCACAUUUCAGUGAAUCUGUCGAAGAACAACAUUAAACUCACCAAAGUUGAUUAGUGUUUUUGUUAUCCCACGCCUUCUAUAUGGCAUCUCACCUAAUGGUUCAUGUGGAAUUUAUGUGCACAUCAUAGGCUUCCUUCAGAUGGACUAAAUUGCAAGCCUAUAUGUUUGAUUAAUUUUAAGUGAAGCGGGCUUUUGCUCUAUUGACUACAUAUGCUAUUGAUUUUUACUCUUUCCUGGCUUAA